Molecule: messenger RNA, 1089 nt
Organism: Chinchilla lanigera (long-tailed chinchilla)
Lineage: Eukaryota; Metazoa; Chordata; Mammalia; Rodentia; Chinchillidae
Product: heparan sulfate glucosamine 3-O-sulfotransferase 3B1-like
Molecular function (GO): [heparan sulfate]-glucosamine 3-sulfotransferase activity
Source: RefSeq, a predicted model, not a curated record
GCCCCUGGGCGCGCCCGCGGGCAGCGCAUGGGGCAGCGCUUGAGCGGCGGCCGGCCCUGCCUCGAUGUUCCGGGUCGGCUCCUGCCGCAGCCGCCGACGCCCCCGCCGCCGGUGAGGAGGAAGCUUGCGCUGCUCUUCGCGAUGCUGUGCGUCUGGCUGUACAUGUUCCUGUACUCCUGCGCCGGCUCGUGCGCUGCGGCGCCCGGGCUGCUGAUGCUGAGCUCCGGGCCUCGCGCCGCACACGCCCCGCCAGCCUUGGCCGCCGUUCCCAAUGGGACGCCCUCCAGGCUUCCUUUCCGGGCGCUGCCGGCCGCGGCACUGGCUGCGGGCAAGGAGCUGGCAGAAGGCGCUGCGAGCCAGGAGGAGCAGGGUCCCGAGGCGCCAGACUCCCCCAGCCCCAUCUCCAGCUUCUUUAGUGGGUCUGGCAGCAAGCAGCUGCCUCAGGCCAUCAUCAUCGGCGUGAAGAAGGGCGGCACGCGGGCGCUGCUGGAGUUCCUGCGCGUGCACCCCGACGUGCGCGCCGUGGGCGCCGAGCCCCACUUCUUCGACCGCAGCUACCACAAGGGCCUCGCCUGGUACCGGGACCUGAUGCCGAGGACGCUGGAGGGGCAGAUCACCAUGGAGAAGACGCCCAGCUACUUCGUCACGCGGGAGGCGCCCGCGCGCAUCUCGGCCAUGUCCAAGGACACCAAGCUCAUCGUGGUGGUGCGGGACCCGGUGACCAGGGCCAUCUCACCCGGCGGGCGAGCUGGGCCGCGUGCAGGACUUCCUGGGCCUCAAGCGCAUCAUCACGGACAAGCACUUCUACUUCAACAAGACCAAGGGCUUCCCCUGCCUGAAGAAGGCCGAGGGCAGCAGCAAGCCCCACUGCCUGGGCAAAACCAAGGGCAGGACCCACCCCGAGAUCGACCCCGAGGUGGUGCAGCGACUGCGCGAGUUCUACCGGCCCUUCAACCUCAAGUUCUACCAGAUGACGGGGCACGACUUUGGCUGGGAUGGAUGACAAAAUAUAAUUUAAAAAGAAAAAAAAUAUCAAAGUAUAAUAUAUUUUUUUACCAGUCGGUAGAGAAAAGGCAGUUUAAUAUUUGU